Molecule: messenger RNA, 423 nt
Organism: Epithele typhae
Lineage: Eukaryota; Fungi; Basidiomycota; Agaricomycetes; Polyporales; Epitheliaceae
Exons: 1
Source: RefSeq, a predicted model, not a curated record
AUGCUCCCGUUCGAUCCCCAUUGGCCGUCUCCUGAAGAAUGCGGCUAUAGGGAGGUGUACUUGACGGCUCACGCGGCGCAAUCAGCGGCGGUCAAAUCUCGCAGUGCCUUCAACGUCCUUCUCGCCCGCUGCACCAUGGCCAUCGCACUCCACGUUUCCCCAGAGACCGAACCUCCCGACUGGGUACGUCUUCUUACAAGCCACAACGUCCCUCCCGCCUGGAUCCAACUCCUCCGCACGAGCAUCACAAGCAACUUCUCGCCCCAACUUCGAGUCGGAGCUUUUUUCGACCCGAGGAUAUCACGAUGGAUGGGUCACAUUCCCUGCAUGAUACGAGCGAACAUUCCCGUUUACAUACGAUGGAACUCCUCCCUCGUCAGCUCAGAUCUCCAGCAGUAUCCAUUCCUUUCGCCUUUUUCCCCU